Eurypyga helias (sunbittern) is the source of this 1160-nucleotide messenger RNA. It is a transcript of the gene METTL22, whose product is annotated as methyltransferase like 22. Gene Ontology annotation, molecular function: protein methyltransferase activity. NCBI's taxonomy places the organism in Eukaryota, Metazoa, Chordata, Aves, Eurypygiformes, Eurypygidae. The record is from RefSeq and is a predicted model, not a curated record. The transcript is spliced from 10 exons. Bases 15 to 1160 code for a protein of 381 amino acids. Gene Ontology annotation, biological process: protein methylation. Gene Ontology annotation, cellular component: nucleus.
GAGUGUCAAAUCAGAUGGAUAAUCCCACAUUUAAAAGUGACACCGUACUCUCCGAUGUUCACGUACACUGUCCAAACAAAAGACAUCUAAUGGUACGAUUGAAUGCAGUUGGACAACCAGUAUUCCUGUCAUAUUUCAAACUCCUUUGUAACACAGAAGAUUUGGCAUCUGAGAAACAUGUGAGAGAAGCUGCAACAGCAGGAGAAGACCAGUACAGAGGUGGAGAUGAACGGUGUGAUAAUCUAAAAAAAGAAAGAGAAUUAACUAGUGAAGGAGUAGAAGCUCUGCUAGAUGAUGAUGGAGACUUGGAAGUGGUCAGAAGACCUCGAAGUGCCUCUGAUUUGGAUGCGGAGGAUCUUUCAAGGGAUAGAGUGUAUCCUGUAAUUCUGAUGAAAGGGAAAGAAGAUGCUCUUGAAGAUGAAGAACAGGAAUGCACUUGCAGUGAUGUUGUUAGAAUAGAACAUACGAUGGCAACUCCCUUAGAAGAUGUUGGUAAACAAGUCUGGCGUGCAGCCUUUCUCCUUGCUGAUUACAUUCUGUUUACACGGGACACGUUCAGGUCUUGUUUGGUGCUAGAGCUUGGAGGUGGCACUGGAAUUACAAGCGUUAUCAUGGGAACAGUUGCCAAGAGAGUUUAUUGCACAGAUGUUGGUGAAGAUCUUCUGGCCAUGUGUGAGCAAAAUGUUGCAUUAAACAAACACCUGAUGGAGCCGGGAGGAGGGGAAGUGAAAGUAAAAGAACUGGACUGGCUGAAAGAUGAAUGGUGCACGGAUCCUGAAGCUCCUUAUAGCUGGUCUGAAGAAGAGAUUGCUGAUUUGCAUGACCACUGUACUGUGAUAAUGGCAGCUGAUGUGUUCUAUGACGAUGACCUGACAGAUGCCUUGUUCAGAACACUGUAUAGAAUCACACGCAACCUGAGAAAUUCUUGCACAGUUUACCUAGCAUUAGAAAAGAGGCUGAACUUCACUUUAAGACAUAUGGAUGUUACAUGUGAAGCCUACAGUCAUUUUAGAAAUACUCUAAAUGAUUUGGAGAACCUCCAGGAUGGAAAAAUGAAAUAUACUGUGGAGCCCAUUAAGCUUGAUUUCUGCCAGUUUCUUGUUUAUGAACGAAUUGAGCAGUUGGAAUUGUGGAAGAUCAUUGCUGAACAGCUUUCAUGA